AUGGAAACCAAGGAAGCUUUCGGAAAAGAGAACAUGGGGACCAAGAGAAAGAAUUUGACCUUUCUGAGACAGAGACUCUACAUGUUGGAGAGGAGGAAGACUGACACUGUGGUGGAGAGCAGCGCUGCUGUGGACCAUGGUAACUCGGGCCCCUUGAGAAGGAGCCAGUCUGACAGAACGGAAUACAACCAGAAACUGCAAGAAAAGAUGACACCACAAGCUGAGGCCUCGGCACCUGGGCCCACAGCCCAGGAUGGACAGCAGCAGAUAAGGAGAAUGAUGGCAAAGAGGUCGAACAUUAUCAAGGAGCUGAUACAGACGGAAAAGGACUAUCUCAAUGACCUGGAGCUAUGCAUUAGGGAGGUAGUUCAGCCCCUGAAAAACAAGCAGAUUGAUAGGUUUGACGCGGAUGGCUUGUUUAGCAACAUCCAAUCGGUGCAUCACAUAUCAGCCAAGCUCCUGUCAUUGCUGGAAGAAGCCACAACAGACGUGGAACCAGCCAUGCAAGUAAUCGGGGGAGUCUUCUUGCAGAUUAAGAGCCCACUCGAAGACAUCUAUAAAAUCUACUGCUAUCACCAUGAUGAAGCCCAUACUAUGCUUGAAUCCUAUGAAAAGGAUGAAGAACUGAAACAACAUAUGAGACACUGUAUCCAGUCCUUAAAGAAAAUAUACCUGGAAGAAGGCAAACCCAAUCUGCUGGAUAUGGGAUCCCUGCUCAUCAAGCCUGUUCAGCGGGUGAUGAAGUAUCCUUUACUGCUCUGUGAACUGCGGAACGCCACUCCUCCUUCCCACCCAGAUUACAGAGAGCUGGAGGACGCCUUAGCUGCCGUGAAAGACAUUAAUGUGAACAUCAACGAACUUAAGAGGAGGAAAGAUCUGGUUCUGAAAUACAAGAAGAAUGAUGAAGAUGAAUCCCUCAAAGACAAGUUUUCCAAACUGAAUAUCCAUUCAAUUAGCAAGAAAUCCAAAAGGGUGACUAAUCAUCUGAAGAUUUUGACCAGAGGAGAAUCUCAGGUAAAAGACAGCACCUUUAACAGAGAAGAAAAACUGUUUAGACAUUUAGAAAAGACUGUGAGGAAUUGUGUGAAGAACAUUUCAUUCUGCCUUCAACACAUCCAGGAUGCCAUGCCCCUAGCUGCCCAGACUGUGACAGAGCUGCAUGUUAUUUCAUAUGACAAAGAUGCUAAGGGCAGUGACUAUUCAGCCUCCCUGAGCAAGGCCACAAACCCCUGUGAAGACUUUGUGGCUCACUUACACAGGCUGGUCCUAACCCCACUGUCGGCCCUGCAGUCCUUAUUCCCAGGACCCCAGAAACUCAUCCAGAAGCGCUUUGACAAGCUGCUGGACUACAAUGGCUACCUGCAGCGGGCAGUGGGCGACGACUCAGACCUGGCCAGGAAAGACUACGAAGCCCUUAACGCCCAGCUUGUGGAGGAGCUCCAGGUGUUCAACCAAGCUGGUCGGCAGGUUCUGCUGAACUGUCUCUGCUGUUUCAUCACCCUCCUCAGGGAUCUGAUGCUCAUGGGCCUGAAGCCUUAUUCCACAGGCAUGCCAUUAUCAUUGCUCCCAACCAGCAUCAGUGAAGCUCAAAAUCGGGUAAUAGAAGAGGUUCAUAGCCUGAAUUUUGUGAAGGAUAACAGUGCAACUUUUAUUGAAAGGAAGCUGAGCUUUGAAAAGAAGAAACCUGUGCCCAUUUUGGCGGAGAUGCCUCGUCAGAUGGAAAACCACCGCUCCCAGCUUCUAGCAUCCUACAGCCUGGAGGCUCUCUACCAAGCAAAGCGCAGGUGUAAUGCUACACAGGAACAUGACAUUGACCUUCUGGAAGGGGAGCUGGUAGCUGUCAUUGAGCAGAAGGAUCCCUUGGGCAGUGCAAGCAGGUGGCUGGUUGACACUGGAAUCGCCAAAGGUUAUGUCUACUCGUCCUUUCUGAAGCCCUACAAUCCAGCCAAGGUGCAGCAGACAGAUGGGGAGCACAGGUUCUGUGAGGAGGACUUUGAUAACAUCAGCCUUUUUGUGUCUUCGUGGCCUGCCAGCCACAGCAUCCCACAAACUCGGGAAGAGAAUGUAAGCGACAGCAGAUCCUCUCUCAAUGGCAUGUGCGGAAAACCUGAAGCAAAUGGGGCUGACACUGACUCUCUCCAGGAUGGAGAUGAGCAGAUAUUCUAUGCAGUUCAUGCAUUUCAAGCCCGAAGCGAACAUGAGCUCAGCCUCCAGGAAUACCAGCGGGUUCAUAUUCUCCGAUUUUGUGAUCUGAGUGGCAAUAAGGAGUGGUGGCUAGCCGAAGCUCAAGGACAGAAGGGAUAUGUGCCCGCCAACUACCUGGGAAAGAUGACAUAUGCUUAAAAAGACAAGCUCCUGGAAAACUGCUUUAGUUUUCUGUCAAUUCAAAUGAUCAACUAGCUACCUCUUACAUAUUGGACAU
Molecule: messenger RNA, 2422 nt
Organism: Vombatus ursinus (common wombat)
Lineage: Eukaryota; Metazoa; Chordata; Mammalia; Diprotodontia; Vombatidae
Gene: ARHGEF38
Product: Rho guanine nucleotide exchange factor 38
Exons: 14
Coding region: 1-2343 (780 amino acids)
Biological process (GO): intracellular signal transduction
Cellular component (GO): cytoplasm
Molecular function (GO): guanyl-nucleotide exchange factor activity; protein binding
Source: RefSeq, a predicted model, not a curated record